Messenger RNA from Anopheles stephensi (Asian malaria mosquito), 6645 nucleotides. RefSeq lists its product as uncharacterized. The record is from RefSeq and is a predicted model, not a curated record. Lineage: Eukaryota; Metazoa; Arthropoda; Insecta; Diptera; Culicidae. Gene Ontology annotation, biological process: signal transduction. The coding region runs from base 165 to 6524 and encodes 2119 amino acids. The transcript has 8 exons.
ACCAAAGUGCUGUGACCUUUGCUCUCUUUCCCCGAGUCCUUGUUUGCGAGAGCUCAGCCUGUGCGACAUAGCUACAGCGUUGGUUCAUCUCUGACAUUCUAAGUAGUAUCGUGCAGGAAUCGAUAGGGUGCAGUAGUGUACGUUGAACCAUCAGCUCAGGCAUUAUGGUGGUGACCCGGUGGAAGUGGUUCUGGCAACCAAUAUGCCUAUUACUAGUCGUUAAAGUGAUCACUGUGCUUGGUGCUAAUAGUGUGGAGGAUUUGUAUGAACAAAAACUCGCCCACGAACCUGAACUUGCUGCUGCUGAUGGUGAAUUUGAGUCACUGAAAGAAAUCUUCCGACAAAACUUGAUAAAGGACUACGCGGACGGUGUCGCUAACCGGCGGCGUGAUGAGGAUGAAAAAGUUCUAGAACAAAGAAUACAAAGCUUCCUGCGGGAGAGCACCGUACGCCACCAGGCCGAAGGGAAAAGAAUGCGUCGAGAUGCGAGCGACGCUGAUGCGGCCAUCGAAGCGGACACUGCGGAAGCGCGACAGCUUUAUCUGAAAGGCUUCCGUGAACGAGGUCAGGUGCCUGUUAAUUUCCCGGUCGACAUUUGUCUGCUUCGUGUCGGCAAAUCCAUCUUUGCUGCCGCCCUUCACCAAAGCGAAACCAGCAAUCGGACGAUGAAUGCCACUGCUGUAUCAUUUUAUCGAAGGGUGAAAGGAAAAUUCGAAAAGUACCACGAACAUCAAACCGUCACUGCACGUCACUUCGACUGUGUGUCCAUUGCGCACCUGGGAUUUGUGGCGGUGGUCAACUAUCACGACCAGGAGCUGAACGUGUUCGCGGAAGGCUCGCCCGUCUUUCAGAUCCACGAAGAUGGCAAGACGGAGCUCGUGCAAACCUUUGGCCAGCCAAACCAGAACACGGUACACCUAUGGGUGCACGGCAAACAUGUGUUCCUAACGCACACCUACAUCAAUCUGGACGCUAGCCGCUCAAACGUCUGCCCGCUGUACCGAUGGGCUGGCUACUACUUCGACGUGGUCGAUCAUAUGCCGUGCUACAACUCCGUGCACAUCGAGGCGUUCUCGAUCGAGCAGCAGAUGUUUGUUGCCGUUGCAAAUCAGAUGUCGGCCGUGCAGGGAAAGGACACGUUUUCGGACAUAUUUCUACUGAACCCGGACACGCAAAAGCUGGUGCUACAUCAGCGCAUCUAUAUUUAUUCCGUGUCGGAUAUAGCGUACUUUUUCUUCGAAGCACGUGAACGUCGGGAACACUACCUCGUGACUGGUAAUUCGCAUGAGGACGGUUCCGGUUCGGCUGGAAGCAGCUCGCGCAACGUAGACCAGAACUCGAUCGUGUACAAGUUUGUCGAUGGAUACUUUGUGCCGUUUCAAAAUUUGGAACUUACUGGUGUGAAAAUGUUCCUGCCGGUUGUGCAUGAAAAUGGAGAGUUUCUUCUGCUCGUGCUCUGUCACGAUCAGCCCCUGCUGAUCUACGAAUACGACGGUUGGAAAUUCGUCCCGUCGCGCAUCGAUUACACGGGCGAAGCGUUUGCUGCCGGCGUAUCGCACAUGCGCGUCUAUCGACACAUUGUGAACGCAAGCGUGAUUGUAAUUGCCAACAGUAAUUUGUUUGGAAAGUCGAUCAAUCUGUUCACCCCACAGUACGGCGUGCAGAACGAUUUGCGACAGGUGUAUGCACACUUUAUUGAAUGGUGCGAGCGAAUGCACGAACAGCUGGCGCAGGUGAAUUUGGAGCAGCUGUACAAUCGGCUAAUUAGCUUGCCGAACCAUUCACCGGACGGUGCACGCAUCGUGCAGAAGGAUCUCGAGAUGCAAGAUUCGUCGGUCGGAUCGAUCACUACCAAAGCGAUACACACCAAACGGCUGCUGGUGGAUGAUGCCAUGCUGUCGUACGUGAUCGAGGUGAACGAGUACGUGCAGCGGGUGAAGGAAAAGAUGGAUCUGGUCGAACAAACGAUCCAUGGCAGUGUGCUGACAAAUGACACAGUGCGCUGGAAUGGUGAUUUGGCGGUUUCCGAACUAAUAGCACCGGCCGGACAGAUGAAACAGCUCGACGUGAAAAUGCUGAACAAUGCAGCGCACAAGACGCGCCACGCAGAAGCAUCGAGAGGCGAUACAGUCGAGGACGAUAUGAUCGUGGUCGAUCGUCUGAUAGUUGAUCGGAUCACCGGUGUGCAAUUCUUUAACGGACAUGCGGCAGAAAGUUUGCUUCUGGUUGAUGACCCACCGGCGAAAUGGCGGGACAAUUCGCUAACCGCCAAAAAAGUAGUCGUUGGUGGUAAUCUGUUCGUUAACAAGCUGAUCGACGGUAUCUUCUUUCACCCGGCGAACGUCCUACUGCCGAAUGUGAAUCAACUAUUCAGCACAAAGAACUUGAUGGUAAAGGAUUUAAGCGUGAACCGACUGACGAGCAAACGGUUCAACUCUACCGAUGCGGUAGCGGUGCAGCGUAUGAUGGAUCAAUCGCGCACGCUACUAGCUAAAGCGCGCGGUGCAAUGCCACAGGAGUAUGGCAGCGAUUUCGAAACCAUCGACGCGGACAACCUGCAGCUAACGGGUCUGUUCAACGAGAUUGAUCCUCGCGUCCUGAGCGAGCACGUUUUGCACGAACAAGCGGCAGACCAACAGUUUGCUGGAAAGCUGGUCAUAGAUCAGAUAACCGCGCAUCGUGUGGAAGUCGUUGAUGCAAAACUGUCCGGAGUGGAGAUAGCGAACGUGGCUCGUACUACUGGCGACCAGCAGAUGAUCGUUCAGGAUCUACAGUUUGUGCAACCGAUGCUGGUGGACAGUUUGUUCCUGCAGGAUCGUCUAAAUCACAUUCCCGUAAUGGAGGGAAAGCUGCAGGUGCUGCAUCUAACAUCCGACGAAGUGCAAUCCAUCACCGGUACGAAAACUUUCGACUACGUUACGCUACAGAAACCGAUCGAGCUGCAGGGCAAAAUCAAUGGAGAAAGUUUGAGCAAAAUGAACCCAAUCAUGUCGAUCGGAACCGAUCUCGUGCUGAACGGUGACUACACCAUCCACGGCAACGUAACGUUCAAUGGACCACUGUGGGCGCAUAACAUUCUAAGUCCCGGAGGUGUACACCACCUGCAUCGGCUAACAACUCACGGUUUGCGCUUAAACACGGCACCUCCACGGGAGCAGGUGAUUAAAUUUCUUCAGCCCGUGUUUGUAGAACAUCUGCACGCGGAUAAGAUUAACGAGCUCGAUGUGAACGAUCUGGUGCCCCAGACGGCGGGAGCAGUUCAGUAUAUUACGGGACGCAAGACAUUUGUUUCGGAGCUGAAGGUUGAUGGCGUAGCCGAUGCGAACGAGAUCAAUAAGGUGGAUCUGAAUCAACUGAAUCGAACAAUCUUGCGCCGAACUGGUCCGGAGCAAACCAUCGAGGGAACGAUACAUUUUGACACCAUUAUUGCGCCCAUCGUAAACAGUGCCAACGUUCUGUUCGAAUCGAAACGCAUCGAUCGUCUGCUUCGGCUAGAUACUGCCCAGAAUGUAAGUGCACCGGUGCGCUUUGAAAACUGCACCAUACACGUGAGCCGUUCGCUCGUAGCGCAGGAAAUACGCGCAGACGACAAUCGGUCCACCGUGUAUGGGUACGAUCUGGAGCACCUGCUGCAAGACACUCUGACGCUUGAUAACGUCGAUGAAACGAUCGUUCCGAGCAUAGCGGGUCUUAAGUCGUUCCGAAAUCUCACCAUCGGCCGGUUAGUUCUGCAAGACGGUGCAACGCUGAAUGGCAUACCGGUGGAGAACUUGCGGCACAUUCUUGCCGCCGGUGAUAAUCGGACAAUCCUCAAAAACGAACCGUACCACUUCCAGAGCGACAUUACGGUAAACGAUCUCUUGUUCGAAGGUUCCAUAAAUGGCAUACCGAAGGACGCGUUUUGCCGGGCCUGGCUUAUGUACGGUGGCAAUCAAACGUUUACGGUGGGACAAACGUUCGACCAUGUUGCCACGGGCCAUCUGUAUGCUUCCGGCAAGCUUAAUGAAGUUACGAUGGAACAGCUGGUGGAAAAUGCGUAUCGCACCGAUCGCGAGGAGCACAUCGAACAGGCAGUGUUUCAUCAAGGGAUCGUUACAUACGAACCGUCUACCGUUGGAGGUUUAGUAUCAGGGCUGAAUCUGUCCAGCGACAUGCUGCUGAAACAGUGCCCCGAAAUACAAACGCUUGAAACGAUGCACAUAUCCGGCGCGCUGGACGCUAACGGGGAGUUGCACAUUCUGAGCCAACUGAACGGUAUCAAUUUUCCCAAGAUGAUGGAAUUUUUUAGCCCCUCGGAAAAUGGUGCCGGGACGGAAAAUGCACCGAUCGACAUGGACGUACACGGUAACGUGUACCUCGAGCAUGAUCCAACCGUCAUCCAUCUGAACGGCCACAAUGUGCAGAAACUGUACGGCGAGGUGUGGCUAUCUCACCGACCAACGGUGCUCACUGGCCGUUAUCAUUUCGAAAGUGUUGAGUUUCAAAAAGAACUCCAUCUGAAGGAUCAACCGAUCAAUCAGCUGCACUGGGACGACGUGGAGGCACGGUGCCUGAGCGGAAGCCGACCACAAAACAUUACGGCACCGAUGGAAUUUCUGGCCGAAGUCACUGUUCGUGCCGGUGCCAUUUUUCAAGAUAUUCACCUGCAAGGAUCCAUCAAAAGUACCGAAAGUUCUCCCGGCAUUGAUGUGGUAGAAUAUGAUCAGUUUGCACUGCGCCAUCACCAACCACAGGAAAUUGGCGGACGGUGGCAGUUUCAUGAUGUGGAGAUACACGGAGACUUUAAUCCGAAAACGCUCAACGGCUAUGACGUGGAAACUGACUUACUGAGGAAAGAUGUUCCCGUUGGAAACUUUACCGCUGCAAAACGAUUCCGCGAGCUACACACAGAGAGCAUCGUUUGUGCCCCUCCGUGCGUCAUACAAGGUGUCGAUAUGGACGAAUGGUACGCAAAUGGGUUACGAUUGAGGGGUAAUCAAUCGAUAGAAGGAACGCUCCACAUACACGAUGCGAUCAUCACGGGGAAUCUGGAAGUGCUAGGCACGGUGAACGGAAUGCAAUUUGACGCCCAACACUUGCUACUGAAAUCGUUGCCGCAAAACGUUAACGCCACCCUGAGACUUGUUACGAAAUUUCCCAAGGAGAACAUCAUUUUCCCACUAGUGUUUGAAUCGCUGAAUGCAACGGCAAUCAAUGGGAGGAACGUGGAGCAGUUCAUGACAAACGUUGCGCUGAUAAGUCAAAAUCCGCUAAUAGUCGACAUUCCAGUUACGCUCGUCCAACCGUUAGAGGCGGAAGAAACGGUGCUCGAAGCAGACACGGUUUUUGGCACAAACGUUACACAACUGCUGCUAAACACUUCCUAUCGGAAAGACAUAAACGCACUAGCGUCACAGGUACGGUCGCUCAACAGUGUGAACGAUAAGCUGGCACAGAGUGUGUUCGAAAACAGUCCCGUGUUUAGUCAUUUUGACAAAAUGAAACCAUUCGCUGCACAAACAGUACGUAUGCUCGUACUGCCCGUUUCGAUUCCUUCCGGACCGAUCGAUUUGAUUGUCGUGCACAGCGCCGAACCCGAUAGGCCUUCCGCCAUUGAGUUUUACCAUUGGAGCGAUAAAAAAUCAAGCUUAGUGCCUGCCAAAUCUUUCCCACCGAUUGUUGGCCGCGAUCGGGAAAUCGUAAACGUGAAGCGACUAAACUUUGGGCCCCGACAGCACCUGUUUGUUGAGUUUCUUCUGCAGCACGGGAGCAACCAUUAUGUGCAGCAAAUUUUAGAUUUGAACACCGAAACCUCGGGCACGUACAAGUUUACACCGCUGUACGUGAUGAACAGCACCCGGGCACGGGAUGUCAUCUGGAUGAGAAUAGUAAAGCUGGACUGUAUCGUGAUGUACACGAAAGGAAUGGUGGGCCUUGAGGUGCGUUGUGUGCGCGAGCACAACCUCGUACAAAUACUGGACGUGCGACAAAUCGAAGAAACGGUUGUGCCGAUGCAAAUUGUCGCCCUGGAAAAUCAUCUCAUCGUACUGGACAACAGCGAACGUAUACAGGUUUGGCGAGCAACGGCCAACUUCUACCUUAAGCAUCACCAGACAAUUACCGUUUCCCACCCAUCGUACCUCAGUGUGGCGAGGUAUGAAAAUCAGCUACUGCUAGCCAUUAAUUCAGAACACACCCCGAACACGGCACAUCACGGAUCGAUUGAAAUAUGGCGCAAAGCGCUCACCGCCAAUGCCACAUUUGCGCAACAUCAGCUGAUACUGACCAAACUGCCGAAACAGCUGCAGUUUUCGGUGUUACCGUCGAAGGAUAUGCUGCUGUACACGCUGACGGAAAAUUGGUUGCACCCGUUGGUGGUGUACCGAUACGAAGGAGUGACCGGAUUCAGAGAAAUACUGACGACGAAUACAAUUCGUCAGAAAGCGAAACGAAUGUCGGUGCUGAAGCUGCGGCUGGCGCGGAAAGAAAUCGUAGCGAUUGUAGGCCCCGAGUCUACAGAUUUUGUGCAAGUGGUGUUUGUGUAAACGUUAGUUUGUUCGUGUAUCGAUCUUAUAUUUAUUAUUUAUUCCUAAUCGAUGUAAACGAUUAUUUGUGCACGUUGGCUGAAAUGGUUCAAAAAUAUUUAAAUAGAUAAUGGAAUUACAA